Paramecium pentaurelia is the source of this 373-nucleotide messenger RNA. The record is from the annotation of a GenBank genome assembly. Lineage: Eukaryota; Ciliophora; Oligohymenophorea; Peniculida; Parameciidae.
AAUGAUUGAAGAUGAUGAAUCUGAAGGCUUCUUUUAAUUCAAACUAUAGAAAAAGAUUAAGAAGCAUAGAAGCAUACCAUUAAGGAUUUAAAAGCAUUAUGAAUCCCUAAGUUUGAUGUAGAACAAGGCAACUGAUUAAGAAUAAUCGAUCCUCUCUUUAAUCCAAAAACGAGUGGAAUGUAAUAUUUAGCAGUAUUAUCAAUAGUCUAUUCCAAAAAUAAAUAUAUUAUUUAAUGGAAAGAAAAUAUUUCUGAAUCUCAUUCAACUCUAUUUGUAAAUCUAAUCAAAAGUGAAUCAGAAACUUUUGAAGAUAGUGAAUUUUAUUUCCAAUAACCUCUUGAUGAAUUUCCUCUAGGAAAUUAUUCACACUGAA